This is a messenger RNA of Drosophila biarmipes, 911 nucleotides long. RefSeq names its product elongation of very long chain fatty acids protein F. Lineage: Eukaryota; Metazoa; Arthropoda; Insecta; Diptera; Drosophilidae. The record is from RefSeq and is a predicted model, not a curated record. Gene Ontology annotation, biological process: fatty acid elongation, polyunsaturated fatty acid; fatty acid elongation, monounsaturated fatty acid; sphingolipid biosynthetic process. Gene Ontology annotation, molecular function: fatty acid elongase activity. Bases 27 to 821 code for a protein of 264 amino acids. The transcript has 2 exons. Gene Ontology annotation, cellular component: endoplasmic reticulum membrane.
ACACACAGAAAGCACACAUAAUCGCAAUGUUAGACGAUCUAGUGAAUUUUUUGAACAAGUCCCCACCGGAUCCUGUGCGUCUGCCCCUCCUGGGCGGCCACAAGCCCGUCCUGAUGAUACUGGCCGCCUACCUGCUCUUUGUGAAGGUGGUGGGACCCAAGAUCAUGAAGAAGCGAAGGCCCUUCGAUCUGAGGGGCCCCAUAAAGGUCUACAACAUCAUGCAGAUCCUGUACAAUGUUAUCAUGCUGGUGUUUGCGAUCCACUUCAUGCUCGGACCCGGAGACUUUGACUUUAGGUGUAUUAGCAACCUGCCGCCGGAUCACGCGUACAAGACCUGGGAACGCUGGCUCACCUACUCGUACUUCUUCAACAAGCUGCUGGAUCUGCUGGAGACCGUCUUCUUUGUCCUGCGAAAGAAGGACCGGCAGAUAUCCUUCCUGCACCUCUUCCACCACAUGUACAUGCUGUACUUCUGCUUCAUGUACCUGUACUACUACGGAUACGGCGGCCAUGGCUUCUUCAUGUGCUUCUUCAACGUGAUCGUGCACAUCAUGAUGUACUCCUACUACUACCAGUCCUCCCUCAGAUCGAACUCCCGGGGAGAUCUCUGGUGGAAGAAGUACAUCACCAUCGUUCAGCUAGUCCAGUUCGGAAUCAUCCUGGGGCACAGCUUAUUUACUCUGCUACAGCCGGACUGCCCCUCCGCCCGGUUUUCAGCCUAUUGUGCCGGAACGAUCUCCAUUGUCUUUAUUAUUCUAUUUAGCAACUUCUACUACCACGCCUACAUGAAGCCCAAGAGGCCCGUGAAAAAGGCGAUUUAAAUAAAAGCAUACAGCGAAGCAUUUAUACCUCUGUAAAGAUUACAAUUAUAGUUUAAGACCCUAAUAAAGAAGUAAGAAUCUGCUUAGCAA